CUUUUGAAUGCUAAACAAUGUAAACUUGUAAAAUUUUUUGCCAAUGGUGCCAACGAUCUAAAAAUUCUAAUAUAUUUUAAUCCCAAAAUAUUUCUCUUCAGAGUCUCUCACCCCUUUUCUCUCUCCCCAUAUCUCAUCUCAGACCAAGCCUCUCUCCUCCUCUCUCUCCGUGUCUGUCUCUGUCCCUCAUUCAGUCCUCACUCUCUAUCUCACGGCGUUUGUAUUGUCUUUUUGGGUGAUUUUUGUGGUGAUAAUGGUGUGGGUCUAGUGGUUUGCUUGCAAGGUCGGCGAGGAUCUGAUGGUCUGGUAGUUUUCUUAAAACAUGAGUUAAAAUAUUCUUUUAUUUUGUAGCGAUUUCUUAAAACCCAAAAAGGUAAGUUUCUUUCGUAGUGGUGGAUGUUAUUUUUCUUUUGUGUGAAUUUGAUUGUGAUUGUGAUUGUGAUUGGAGCCUGUGUUUGAGUGAUAUUUGAAUGAAUUUUGUCCUGUUUCAAUUUUGAUAAGAAAAUAUUCGUAACUAUUUAACGGAGUUAUUGCGUUUGAUUAGCUUUUUUUGAAGUAUAGGUUUGUUUAGAAUGAAAUUUUUUUAAGCAUGUUUGUUAGUAUGAGAUAUAUUGGAAUUCAGAUCUAAUUUUUGGGAUCUCUAAUCACUAAUCAGUUUUACCCAAAGCUUGAAUUUAGGGUGCGUUUGUAUAAGCUGGUGCAAAACGGUGUUUUGGGUUUAAAAUGAGUUUUGUAAAAAAACUAUGAGAAGUUGCUGUUGUGAAUCAGAGUUUUGGGUUUUAAAAAUGCUCUUUUAGUUGAUGGUUUAUGAUCAGAUUCUGUCAGUUUUCGGGUGAGACCGUAGAACCAAUUAACUUGAUCACCUGGGUUUAUUUGUUUAUUUGUUUUUUGGAUUACAUAUCUAGGUGUAGUUAUGAGUUUCAAGCUGUUUGUUCUUACUUCCAUUUGUGUUUUGAGUUAUUCGCUGACCUAUUGAUUGUUUAGUGCUACAGUUGAUUUUUGAGUAGAACUAAACCUUCAAAUUCUUAUAUAUAUAUAUAUAUAUAUAUAUAUUUAGAGAGAGUUUCAACCUAUGACAUAUGCUCCUGAUAAUAGCUCUUUUAUAUGGUUUCAUGUUUGUUUGAUAGUUCUGUAGAGGCCUUAUGCUAAAGUUCUGUAUCAUUUCUUAUACAACCAUUUUGUUGAAGUUCCAAACCAGUGGAACUUCCAAAUCAUGGUUAUGUUUAUUUGUCUUCUAAAAAUUCCUUUUAAUUCAUUCCUUUUAUCAAUUUUCGCAUUGACGAUCAAUUUAGUCAUUCCCCAUCAUGUCUGUACAAGGUUAUUUGUUUUUUUCAUCUUAAAAAGAAAGAAAGAAAGAAAGCAAAAGAAUUCCUCUUCUCCAUGCUGAAUUGUGUUAUGUUACAAUUGUUAUGCCAGGUAGAGAAUUAUGGUGGGAUUUAAAAAUAGGUACAUGAUUGUGGAAGUUUUCUUGGAUCCUAAUAGAGAUCUUGCUGGGCAUGAUCCCAUCAUUAUUACCCAAUUUAAUGUCUCAAAAGGGAUCAAAGACAGCAUUCUUGUAAACUUUGGAGAGUGUGGUCUUGCUUCAUCACUUGCAUCCUUCCAAGUCAAGUAUGUGAAUCCCAUCACAAAGCUUUGCAUCAUUAGAGCUUCAAGGGAAGAGUACCAAAAGGGAGUAUAAAGGCUUGUAGAAAUGUAACCUUGAAGUAUGAUGAGCUAAAAUUUGAGCAGUACAAACCUGUAGUUGGGGCUUGUCUCGCCAUCG
This is a messenger RNA of Quercus lobata, 1762 nucleotides long. Its product is annotated as probable ribonuclease P/MRP protein subunit POP5. The record is from RefSeq and is a predicted model, not a curated record. Gene Ontology annotation, molecular function: ribonuclease P RNA binding. Bases 1427 to 1678 code for a protein of 83 amino acids. Gene Ontology annotation, cellular component: multimeric ribonuclease P complex; nucleolus; ribonuclease MRP complex. Gene Ontology annotation, biological process: tRNA 5'-leader removal. Lineage: Eukaryota; Viridiplantae; Streptophyta; Magnoliopsida; Fagales; Fagaceae. The transcript is spliced from 3 exons.